Messenger RNA from Dermacentor silvarum, 2754 nucleotides. RefSeq names its product ubiquitin-like modifier-activating enzyme 1. Lineage: Eukaryota; Metazoa; Arthropoda; Arachnida; Ixodida; Ixodidae. Gene Ontology annotation, molecular function: SUMO activating enzyme activity. Gene Ontology annotation, cellular component: SUMO activating enzyme complex; cytoplasm. Gene Ontology annotation, biological process: protein sumoylation. The record is from RefSeq and is a predicted model, not a curated record.
AUGGCGGCUGCCAUUGGCGAGGAAGAGGACCCCACCCCUCCGGCAAAACGACGCAGGAGCGACGAUGAUUCCGACAUCGACGCGUUUGAAAAGACCAGUGAACAUGGGAAAACCUCGGACUCAUCAGGACAGAACCCACCCUAUAUCGACGAGAGCCUGUAUUCCAGACAACUCUACGUGCUCGGGCGCGACGCCAUGGUGCGGAUGGCGCAAUCGGACGUGCUCAUUUCGGGCCUGGGCGGCCUAGGAGUAGAGGUAGCGAAGAACAUCGUUCUAGCUGGCGUCAGGUCGGUCACUCUGCACGAUGAGAUGGUGUGCACCCGGGUCGAUCUCUCAUCGCAGUACUACCUGAGCAAGGACACCUUGGGCCAGAAUCGAGCCGAGGCUUGCGAGGCCCCACUGGCACGACUCAACAAGUACGUGCGAGUCACGACCUACACUAAGCCCCUGACCGAAGAAUUUUUGAAGCGGUUCAACGUGGUGGUGCUGACAGAGACUCCGCUCGAAGACCAGGAAUACAUCUCUGACGUCACCCGCGACAACAACAUCGCUCUCAUCGUGGCCGACACCCGGGGACUCGCUGGGCAGAUAUUCUGCGACUUCGGUGACAACUUCCACGUGACAGACACGAACGGGGAGCAGCCGAUGUCUGUAUCGAUUGGCUCCAUCACCAAGGCUAAAGAAGGCGUGGUGACUUGCCUGGAUCAAAUGCGGCAUGGUUUCGAAGAUAACGACUACGUCACCUUCUCCGAAGUCAAGGGCAUGACCGAGAUCAACAACUGCCCACCGAUGAAAGUCAAGGUGCUAAGUCCGACAAUGUUCACCGUGGGUGACACAACGCAGUUCGGUGAUUACACCUCAGGCGGCGUUGCAACGCAAGUGAAAAUGCCGAAGGACGUACAGUUCAAAUCUUUCAAGGAUUCCGUGAGGAACCCAGACUUCGUUGUGUCGGAUUUCGCCAAGAUGAAUCGCCCUGCGCAUCUUCACUUAGGUUUUCAAGCUCUUCAUGCUUUCGAAAAGUUACACUCACGCCUGCCGUGGCCUUGGAACAAGGAGGACGCAGCAGUUGUGGUCCAAUUGGCCAUGGAGAAGAACGAAGGGCUGGCCACAUCGCUGGAGAAAGUGGACCAGGAACUAAUCACAACGCUAUCCUACGUAUCUGCCGGCUCCUUGUGCCCCAUGCAGGCGGUUAUCGGAAGCGUCGCAGCGCAAGAGGUGAUAAAGGCAUGUAGCGGAAAGUUCAGCCCUAUCCAGCAGUGGUUCUACUUUGAUGCUUUCGAGUGCCUCCCCCAUGAGAGCGACAUUUCGGAACCAGACGCCAACGCCAUGCACUCGCGGUACGCGGGACAAUCCCGCGUCUUCGGCGCUAAUGUGCAGCGCCUGCUGAUGACUCAGACAUACUUUGUGGUGGGAGCUGGAGCCGUGGGCUGCGAACUUCUCAAGAACUUCGCCAUGAUGGGCAUUGGAGUGGACAGUGGCUGCAUAUAUGUCACCGACAUGGACGUCAUAGAGCGGUCCAACCUGAACGGGCAUUUCCUCUUGCGGUCCCACGACGUGGGCGCCAUGAAGUCCAUCAUGGCCGCACAAACCCUGGUCGAAAUGAACCCCGAAAUCAACAUCCACGUCCGCGUGGAUAGAGUGGGUCCGGGCACGGAGCGCAUUUACAACGACGACUUCUUCGAAUAUUUGGACGGCGUAGCCAUCGCGGUGGACAACGUCGACGCGCGUCGCUACAUGGACGAGCGCUGCGUGCUCUACGGGAAGCCGCUGAUCGAGUCCGCCACCACGGGCACCAAGGGAAGCGUGCAGGUGGUGGUGCCGCACAUGACCGAGUCCUCAUCGUCCUCACGGAACCCGCCCGAGAAGCCGACGCCCAUUUGCACCAUCAGGCACUUUCCCAACAACAUCGAGCACAUCCUGCAGUGGGCACGUCAAGAAUUUGACGGCCUGUUCAAGCAGAGUGCCGCGAAUGCUGUCCAGUAUUUAACAGAUCCUGAUUUUCUGCCGAGGACGCUGAAAACCCUGCAAUUCACCCAAAAGGUGGCCCUGCUGGAGGGAAUCAAGAAGAUUCUGGUGGACGAGCAGGCGACUAAUUUCGAAGACUGCGUCACGUUCGCCAGGCUACGCUUCCAGGAGCAGUACAGCGACCAGAUACGACAGCUGCUCCGCGUCUAUCCCGAAGAUCACAUCACAGCUUCGGGCGCCCCAUUCUGGUCUGGCCCCAAACACUGUCCCCACCCGAUUGAGUUUGACCCCGACGAGACGCUGCACAUGGACUACAUCGUGGCUGCGGCGAACCUUCGGGCAAUGUUUGGCAUUCCGCACUGUACCGACCGCGAAGAGAUCGCUGAUAUGCUCGAAGAUGUCGACGUACCGGCACUCGAUCCGCAACAGGAAGACGUGCAAGUUGCCGGAAACGAAGCGAAACCACCGCAGCCCGCUGUCCCACAAAACUAUGACGAGGAACUUCUGGCAAAACUAAUGGAGGAACUGCCCAGUCCGGAAGAUCUCGAUUACGUGUCGGUCAAGGCACUGGAGUUCGAAACAGAUGACGACGCCAACUUUCACGUGGACUUCAUCGUGGCGGCUUCGAAGCUACGCGCUGCCAACUACAGUAUUGAGCCGGCCGACAGGCUCAAGAGCAAGCUCAUCGCGGGCAAAAUCACCCCGGCAAUCGCCACCACCGCGUCGCUUGUCGCGGGCCUCGCGUCACUCGAGCUCUACAAGCGUGACAUCAAUGUUGAAAAGCGCUGA